CCAUGUGUGGUCUUCCUUGGGAGGUGGAAGGAGGGAGGGGGAGAAGGCGAAGCGGAGCUGCUUCCUGGUCCCAAAGCGGAGCAGCUGAGAAUCCGGAGCGGGUCACCCUUGGGGUCUGCCCUCCUCCUUUUGGUCUUCCCCGCUGGGAGCCUCUGAUUUCCAGGACUCGAGACCGUCGCUCCUUUCGGGUGCUGAUUAAGGACGAAAUCUGGGAAAAGAGGACAGGCUUCCCCGUGGACGGCUCCCUCGGAGCCCAAACUAAGAUGGCGGAAGAAGGUUCCUCUGGCCCUGAAGCAGGAGGAGGCCUUGAUGCUUUCCAGGCUGGGAUCACUGGGGAAGACGGGGGAAGGACGUUCAAAAAUGUCCCCCGUGAAGAGAAGGGCAGCUCAGAUUUCCACUGCCAGCGCUUCAGGGGGUUCUGCUACAAAGAGGCCAGGGGUCCCCGAGAGGCUUGUGCCCGGCUCCAUGAACUCUGCCGUCGGUGGCUGAAGCCAGAAAGGCACACCAAGGCUCAGAUCCUGGACUUGGUGAUCCUGGAGCAGUUCCUGGCCAUCCUUCCCCCGGAGAUGUCCAGCUGGGUGAGGGAAUGUGGAGCGGAGACCAGUUCCCAGGCGGUGGCCCUGGCCGAAGGCUUCCUCCUGAGCCAGGCGGAGGAGAAAAAGCAGGAAAAAUUGGAGGAUCUGUGUAUGAAAGAGGAUGCUGACAGGCUGAAGAUGCGAAAGCUUCCCCCGGACGCAAGACUCACUCUGCCCUCUUUGUGGCUGGCACUGGAAGGCGACCAAGGAGCCAUCUCGCUGGGAGAUCGACCAAGAUUGCCAGCAGCCAUUCAUACUCGCUCAUCCUUCUUUUGUGAUGCACCGGAAAUGGCCUCUGUGCAGCUGGAUCAGGUAACCUUUGAGGAGGUGGCUGUGUGUUUCACAGAAGAGGAAUGGAUCUUGCUGGAUCUCCACCAAAGAGCCCUGCACACCGAGGUGAUGAAGGAGAAUUAUGGGAUGAUGGCUUCUCUCGGUGCUGAUCGGCGGGAGAGUGAAAAUAAAGGUGGGUUGUGUGCCAUGUUGUUGGAAACGACGAGACAUCCGGAGGAAGAAAAGCAAAAUAAAAAAAGAGAGAGAAAGGAGAAACAAAAGACUGAAUCACCUCCUUUUCUGGGCUUGGACAUCUGGGAAAUCCCAGUCCACGAGAAAAUGGAAACGGUUGAAGAUCUUUAUUCCGAAUCGAGCUGGGAUGAUCCUGUGGCCGAUCACCUAAGGGAGGAAGCGCAUAAAUGGCCACAGGGUGAAGAAGAUUUUAAUUGGAACUCGGACCUUACUGAAUAUCGAAGAACGCACCUGGGUGAGGAAACCUGUGAGGUUCUGGAGUGGGGAAGGGGCUUCCGCCAGAAGAUCCUGUUCGCUCCUCAUCCGCCAGCUGCGACAGGAGAGAAACCGUAUACCUGUCUGGAUUGCGGGAAGGGCUUCAGCCGGAGCAGCACCCUCAAAACCCACCAGAUCAUUCACACGGGGCAGAAGCCGUAUAAAUGUCUGGAAUGUGGCAAGAAUUUCAGCCAGAAGUCCGGGCUGAGGACGCACCAGAUCAUUCACACCGGAGAGAAACCGUACCGAUGCCUGCUGUGCGGGAGGAGCUUCAAUCUGAAGUCCAGCUUGAAUAGGCACCAGAUUGUUCACACGGGAGAGAGGCCGUUCCAGUGCUUAGAGUGCGGAAGGUGCUACGCCUCAAAAAGGAACCUCGUGGCCCAUCAAAUGGAUCACACCGGAGAGAAACCCUACCAGUGCCUGGAGUGUGGGAAGAGCUUCAGCCAGAGGUCGGUCUUGAAAAUCCACCAGGUCUUUCACAGCCAAGAGAAAUCUUACAAGUGCUUGGUGUGUGGGAAGGAUUUCCACAUGAGAUCCGGCCUCAGCAGGCACCAGAUGGUCCACACGGGGGAGAAACCCCAUAAAUGCCUGGAGUGCGGGAAAAGCUUCACCGACCGGAGCAAAUUAAUGGUCCAUCAGAUGAGCCACAAUGGGGAGAAACCGUACAGCUGUCCCGAGUGUGGGAAGGGCUUCACCAUCAAGAGGAGCCUCGCGGCGCAUCAAAUAAACCACGCGGAAGGGAAACCGUACCAAUGCCUGGACUGUGGGAAGACCUUCAGCCACAGGUCAAGCCUCAGCCGACACCAGACUUUGCACGCCGAGGAGAAGCCAUACAGAUGCGCGCAGUGCGGUAAGUGUUUCAGUUGUAAGAAAUACCUUACUGCACAUGAGCGGAUCCAUUUGGGUGAGAAACCCUAUAAGUGCGUGCAGUGUAAUAAGCGCUUUCCCGCCAAAUCGCAUCUGAAGAAACAUCUCCGAAUUCACACCGGGGAGAAACCCUUGAAAUGCGCGGAGUGUGGGAAGCGGUUCUACGAGCGAUCGAGCCUUCUCAGCCACCAGAGGAUCCACACGGGAGAGAAGCCGUACAAAUGCGUGGAGUGUGGGAAAUGUUUUCGCCACAGCAUAAGCCUCAUCGCCCAUCAGCUGGAUCACACGGGAGAGAAACCCUACCGAUGUCUGGAGUGCGGGAAGAGCUUCAGUCGGAGCGGAAGCCUCAAAAGGCACCAGGUUGUUCACGUUGCCGAGAAACCUUACAAGUGCCUUGAGUGUGGAAAAACCUAUGCUGAGAAGAGAAACUUCACUGCCCAUCAAAGGAAGCACACGGGAGAGAAACCCUAUAAAUGCCUGGAGUGUGGGAAAAGCUACAGUCACAGAUCAACAUUCAGCACGCACCAGCUCAUUCAUAUAGGAGGGAAACCUUAUAAAUGCCUGGAGUGUGGGAGGAGCUUCAGUCAGCUCGAGACCCUCUAUAAACAUCAGAUUAUGAAGGCCGGGGAGAAAGGGAUCCAUGGAGAGGAGAAGCCGUACAAGUGCCUGGAGUGUGGAAAGAUUUUCUGUCAGAAAUCAAACCUCAAUAGUCAUCAAAGGAUUCACACCGGGGAGAAACCCUACAAAUGCCUCGUGUGUGGGAAAGGGUAUAGUUAUCGCCAAAGCCUCGUGGCUCAUCAGAUCAGCCACACCGGAGAGAAACCUUAUAUGUGCCUGGAAUGCGGGAAGAGCUUCAGUCUGAAAGCCACCCUCGGUAGGCAUCAGAUGAUCCACACGGGAGAGAAACCCUAUCAAUGCCUGGAGUGUGGGAAAAGGUACUCGGAAAAAAGGAACCUCAUGGUCCAUCAGAUGAACCACACUGGAGAGAAACCCUUUCAGUGCGUAGAGUGUGGAAAGAGUUUCGGUCAGAGGUCUAGCCUGAGCAGACACCAGAUUAUUCACCAAGGGGAGAAACGAUGCAUGGCUGGGAGGCCAUUCCAGAUUCCUUAUGGGCGCCGUCCCGUGUUAAAAUGACAGUCCAUUUCACAUGGUUGUUGUCCAUUAAAUGUUUUCUGGACUCCCUACGGCUUCUUAUAAUAAUGGCUGCAUGCUGUAGUGUAUCCCUCCCUCUCUCUUUUUCCCCAGCAACGAUUGUUGUGUGUAUAUUGCUUUUGUUCUAGGAAGUUCCCUCUCCUCUGGCAGUGUAAAAAAUUGAACAGAUAUCCAAAGGUUUUGAGUGGGCUUAUGCCUGAACAUGUCUCCUUCCGCCAUCAGCUUGAACUCUUCAUGUUCAGGUAGGAUAUACAGGUACGAUCUAUACUGCAUUAAACCUGUUUCAAGGUAUAUUGCGCCACUGCUAAGUCACUAGGGCACCAGCCCUGCUUGUUCGAAUUAGGGCCAGCACGUUCGUGCCUCAGCACGGAGCGGAAGGGCAGUCAUGGAAGCGUUUUUCUGUCUGCUCUGGCAGCUUCUGCAGUGUGUCUCUGUUCUCCCCCUGGUUGCAGGAUCUGCCACGCAACUGUGUGUGGCAAAAAGCCUUCCAGAUUGUGGAGCAGAGGGCAGUGAUUGCCCUUCUGCUCUACAGCUGGGCAUCAGAAUAAAGUCUACUACACCUAAUUAGUGAAUAUCUUUGCCCCAUCAUUGUGUACUGGCAUUGUUUUCCUUACUUUUUCAUAACUAAAGUACAGUGGUGCCCCACUAGACGCUUCCCUGCAUGAUGUCAAAAUC
Molecule: messenger RNA, 4046 nt
Organism: Pogona vitticeps (central bearded dragon)
Lineage: Eukaryota; Metazoa; Chordata; Lepidosauria; Squamata; Agamidae
Source: RefSeq, a predicted model, not a curated record